Molecule: messenger RNA, 3543 nt
Organism: Polyodon spathula (Mississippi paddlefish)
Lineage: Eukaryota; Metazoa; Chordata; Actinopteri; Acipenseriformes; Polyodontidae
Gene: slc23a1
Product: solute carrier family 23 member 1
Exons: 13
Coding region: 55-1755 (566 amino acids)
Biological process (GO): transmembrane transport
Cellular component (GO): membrane
Molecular function (GO): transmembrane transporter activity
Source: RefSeq, a predicted model, not a curated record
CUGCCGAUUGUCAAUGGAAAGCUGCAGCAGCCACAAGAAAACUCUGGAUCUGACAUGAUGUACAAGAUUGAAGAUGUCCCUCCAUGGUACCUUUGUAUUCUGCUUGGUUUUCAGCAUUACCUGACAUGUUUCAGCGGCACUAUUGCAGUCCCAUUCCUGCUAGCUGAAUCGCUCUGCGUUGGGAAGGACCAGUACACCGUGAGCCAGCUCGUAGGGACCAUUUUUACUUGUGUGGGGAUAACAACACUCAUACAGACCACAUUUGGAGUCAGGCUUCCUUUGUUUCAGGCCAGUGCAUUUGCUUUUCUUGUUCCUGCUCGAGCUAUUCUUGCUCUAGAGAAGUGGAAAUGUCCCGAUGAAGAUGUGAUUUAUGGAAAUUGGACUUUUCCCUUGAACACAUCCCACAUAUGGCAACCAAGGAUACGAGAAGUCUCAUUGCAGAUUCAGGGUGCGAUCAUCGUGUCCAGUGUGAUUGAAGUGCUGAUUGGUCUGGUGGGGCUGCCAGGCAUGCUGCUGAGCUACAUCGGGCCUCUCACAGUCACACCUACCAUCUCCCUGAUCGGCCUGUCAGUAUUCCAGGCAGCGGGGGACCGGGCUGGAUCUCACUGGGGCCUGUCACUGCUAUCCAUUUUCUUGAUCGUGUUGUUUGCUCAGUACCUGAGGAAUGCAAAGUGUCCUGUGCCUGUCUAUAGGUGGGGGAAAGGAUGCACUAUUGUUAAAAUACAAAUAUUCAAAAUGUUUCCGAUUAUCAUGGCCAUCAUGGUGGUUUGGCUGAUUUGCUAUAUUCUAACUCUGACUGAUGUUCUACCGACUGACCAGGACCAUUAUGGGUAUAAAGCUCGGACAGACGCUCGGGGGGAGAUCUUGUCUCGGGCACCGUGGUUCAGGUUACCUUAUCCCUGUCAGUGGGGCAUACCAACAGUGACAGCUGCUGGAGUUCUGGGGAUGUUCAGUGCAACGCUAUCUGGAAUAAUUGAAUCCAUAGGCGAUUAUUACGCUUGUGCAAGACUGGCAGGCGCGCCACCCCCACCCAUUCAUGCAAUUAACAGGGGUAUUUUUACUGAAGGCAUCUCCUGUAUAAUAGCUGGUCUGAUGGGGACAGGGAAUGGUUCCACCUCAUCAAGCCCAAAUAUCGGGGUUCUUGGUAUAACAAAGGUGGGCAGCAGGCGAGUGGUUCAGUAUGGAGCAGGGAUCAUGCUUGUUUUAGGGACAGUGGGAAAGUUCACUGCACUGUUUGCAUCAUUACCAGAUCCUAUUCUUGGGGGGAUGUUCUGCACCUUAUUUGGAAUGAUAACUGCAGUUGGACUCUCCAAUUUACAGUUUGUGGACUUGAACUCCUCCCGGAAUCUGUUUGUAUUGGGCUUUUCAAUGUUCUUUGGCUUGACUCUGCCAAAUUACUUGGAUACCCACCCAAAGUCCAUUAACACAGGUGUACUGGAAAUUGACCAAAUACUUACUGUCUUGAUGACGACUGAAAUGUUUGUCGGAGGCUGCCUUGCCUUUAUCUUAGACAAUACCAUACCAGGUACCAAGAAAGAGCGAGGUCUGCUGGAGUGGAAGGAGGGGGCCCACGCUAACAGUGACAUGACUAUGAGUCUGCAGACCUACGACUUCCCAGUGGGGAUGAGCUGUGUGAAGAGAACUAAGUGCUUGAGAUUCAUUCCAAUCUGUCCAGCGUUCAGAGGAUUCAGGCAGAAGCAGAAUGUGGAAUCGAGGGACACAACGGAGGAGAGCGUUGCCAGCACAAAAGUGUAACAUGGAUAGUUUCUUCACACAAGCUCCAGCACUAGAACACUGUCAUUGCCUGUUUAAUUGAACUAUCAUUUAUAGUAAUGUAUCCUUCUUAUGAAAUAUUCAAGCAAAAUGUGUAAAUGUCAAAGCACCAAUUUACUUUUAACAAGGCAAAAUCUGUAAUAGUAAAUGUUAAAACUAGAAUUUGGUAACUUAAAGGAAUGCUAACCAAGUUUUUAAAAGCCAUUGUCUUCUACAGUAUUGUAUUAGCAUUAGCAGCAUUGUCAUGAGAACAGAAGAACAUUUAUGAACAAGAGGCCAGCAUUCAGCCAAUCAGAGCUCAACCAGUUCCUUACAGCUGAUUGAUCUUACAACGUUGUCAAGUUGAGUGUUAAAGGAUCCCAGUGAAUCAGCACCAGCAACAUGACUAGGUAGCCCAUUUCAUCCCCUCACCACACUCUGUGUGAAAAAGUGUCUCCUUCAGCAACAUGACUAAGUAGCCCAUUUCAUCCCCUCACUACUCUGUGUGAAGAAGUGUCUCCUUCAGUAACAUCGCUAGGUAGCCCAUUUCAUCCCCUCACCACUCUCUGUGUGAAGAAGUGUCUCCUUCAGCAACAUGACUAAGUAGCCCAUUUCAUCCCCUCACUACUCUGUAUGAAGAAGUGUCUCCUUCAGUAACAUCGCUAGGUAGCCCAUUUCAUCCCCUCACCAAUCUCUGUGUGAAGAAGUGUCUCCUUCAGCAACAUGACUAGGUAACCCAUUCCAUCCCCUCACCACUCCGUAUGAAGAAGUCUCUCCUUCCCUCUGCCCUAAGUCUAUCCAUUAAUUUCUAAACUGUCCUCUAGUCCAGGUUUCUGUGCUGUGGUCCUCCUCUUUUUGUGUAGAAGAUUUUUUGGUGUUUUGCUUGCUUUGUAUAUUUAUAUUCAGUUUUUUUUUUUAAAUACAAUACUAGAUAAAAAAUGAUAUAAUUAUAUUCAGUGCUUUAAGUCACAUGAUCUGAUUUCAGCUAGACCAGUGGUUCUCAGCCUCCCCGACGACCCAUUGCUGUAGUGUCCCAGGUCUGUGACUCCGCCCCCUAUCAGCACAAGAACAGGUGUACAAAAAUAAAAACAAGGCAAUGUGUUUUACUGAACUAUUUUAAAAAAUAAACUGAGAAAGAGAUGAACCAGUUUAAAAAUGGGUGACUACAAAUUACAUGUUGUAGAACUGCAGAAACAAGAUAUUGAACUGCGCAGUGAGUCAGUGGGAAGGCUGUGCUGGUUUAUGUUUCACCAGCUCUUGAAUUGUUGGUGCAGUUUUUGCGAGUGCACAUCAAAGGUCAUCUUCAGGGGCUAAUUGGCUCUGAUGCCUCUUUGAAAAGACACUUCAAUACACUUCCACUAUGAUGGGGCCACGUCACAAAGGAGACAAAUACUGCCAGUCUGUAUCCUAACACAGUGGCUACUCUCAGAAGUAAGUCAACUCAAACAAUGUCUCCUCCUCCCUCAGCUGGAUUCUAACUUGGUUUAAAUGUGUUUGGGACUUUAGCAGUCAUGGUAGGAUUUUAAGUGGGUGGGUAUUUAUCUUCAUAGUUGUGGCUGUUAAACCCAGACCCCUAACACCAUAUACAUGAGCAGUCAGAAAGUACUGCUGUGCUCCAGAAACCUGCUCUGGGUUGAUUCAGUUUUAGUAGUUGUACUCAUUCUGCCAGUAGCUAAAAGGCCCAGGAGGAUGGUGACUGGUAACUGUAGCAUGUUCUGCCAUUUUACCUCUGAUUCUAAUGUAUGUAUUACACUAUAUAACACAAUUUUUGUUCCUUGGUAGUAAGUGUUA